UUCUUCGAGCAAAGCUAAUGUGCUACGCUGUGAUUCAAUUUGCCGUGCUUAGAUAAUAUUAUAAAAUCCACGUCGUGUAGUUUAUAAUGUGUAAAACCUGUUCGCUUGCUAACAAAAUCUUAACGUUACGAGUGCAUAUGUUGGCCAUCUUGUGCUUUAGAUGUUAUCUCUCCUACUUUCAGCAGGUGGUGACACCUGUAGAACCAGGUGAAAAUGCGUAGUAUUUACGGAAGUGCCUGUUUGGCCAUGUAGGCUAUUCCUGACAUCGAUUUCCUCCGUUGUGAAAACAAACGAAAUGUAUCUACUCUGAUAGUUGUUGGUGUCACCUCCGUUCAGUAGACAUUUAAUAGACAAACAAGCGCUCUUAGAUGUUGGUUUAGGAAGUUGAAAUUGUGUGUGUGGCUCGUGUUCUUGAGACUGUAUGAAACAUUCAUUCUAAGUAAUAGAAUAAUAGAUGUAGAGUGGAAUAAUAGAAUGGAGGAUCUGGCUUUGUUGGACUUGCUGGAAUGUCCUAUUUGUCUGGAACCUCUUGAUGUGACAGCUAAGGUACUGCCGUGCCAGCACACGUUCUGCAAGCCCUGCCUUCAGCUUCAAGAGUCAUCGCGCUCGGCCUUGCGCUGUCCGGAGUGUCGUUCUCCCGUAGCAGGAACAGUGGAGGAGCUGCCCACUAAUCCGCUGUUAGUCAGACUUCUGGAGGGACUUCAGGAUAUACCUCUAGGGCCAGCAAAAGACAAGGGACACGUGGACCGCGUUACCAAAGACUGCGCCCCAUGCAAAGGACACCAGGACACCCAGUCCAACCAACACACGCAAGAGCUGGAAUCUGACAGGUUGUACUCAAGAACCAUCGUCAGCAGAGAACAGCGAGAUAAACCUGGAGGUCUCGACAUGAAAUCUGGAGACGUCAUCGACGAGGGCCGAAAGGAGAACGACAACCAGCGUCGUUCCGCUCACAUAAAGGCAGGCGGUGGCCUCCGCCCCGCUAAUGCUGUACAGCAGACCGACCAGUCCCUGCCUCAGCCCCAGCAGCAGUUGCCCCUAUGCACUGCCUUGUACGACUUUGACGUGAGAGAGCUGGACCCACAGCACUGCAAAGACUGCUUGACCUUCUUCAAGGGAGAUGUCAUCACAGUCAUUAGACGAGUGGACGACAGCUGGAUCGAGGGGAAGUUAGGAGAUAGAGUGGGGAUAGUUCCGCUGCAAUUCACAGAGGUUUGAGUUUUGUCUUUCUUUCUUUCUUUCUCUCUUUCUCUCUUUCUUCCUCACACAGAAAUGUGCUUUCAGGAAAACACGAGGCCAGUAACGAGCAGGCCUGUCUUUAUUCUGCAGCAGCAGCAGCAUGCUAUGUCAUGUGACAAAGCCUAACGUCAUUGUUUA
Messenger RNA from Clupea harengus (Atlantic herring), 1377 nucleotides. RefSeq names its product E3 ubiquitin-protein ligase SH3RF2-like (gene sh3rf2). The coding region runs from base 475 to 1218 and encodes 247 amino acids. Gene Ontology annotation, molecular function: protein binding; ubiquitin protein ligase activity. The record is from RefSeq and is a predicted model, not a curated record. Gene Ontology annotation, biological process: protein ubiquitination; positive regulation of proteasomal ubiquitin-dependent protein catabolic process; positive regulation of JNK cascade. The transcript has 3 exons. Lineage: Eukaryota; Metazoa; Chordata; Actinopteri; Clupeiformes; Clupeidae.